UGGCCAUGGCAUUUGACCGGUAUGUGGCAAUCUGCAAUCCGCUGAGACACACAUCCAUUCUUACAAAUACUGUGGUGGCUCAAGUUGGCAUAGUGGCACUUCUACGUGGGUUAGUACUAAUGACACCACAUCCAUUUCUGGUAAGGAGAAGGCCAUAUUGCCAGUCCAAUGUAGUCCCCCACACAUACUGUGAGCACAUGGCUGUGGUGAAAUUGGCUUGUGCUGACAUUUCCAUCAAUAGUCUUUAUAGUUUGGCAGUCAUUGUCUUAAUUGUUGGGACUGAUGUGACAUGCAUCUCUCUGUCCUAUGUACAGAUACUUCGUACUGUAUUUAAUCUCCCUUCUAAUGAUGCCAGGUUGAAGACCCUCAGCACUUGUGGGUCCCAUGUGUGUGUCAUCCUCACCUUCUACAUCCCUGCUCUUUUUUCCUUCCUCACCCACCGUUUUAGUAAGCAUAUACCACGCCACACCCACAUCCUGCUGGCCAACAUGUACUUGUUGUACCACCUAUGCUGA
Panthera uncia (snow leopard) is the source of this 515-nucleotide messenger RNA. Its product is annotated as olfactory receptor 52P1-like. The record is from RefSeq and is a predicted model, not a curated record. The coding region runs from base 6 to 515 and encodes 169 amino acids. Lineage: Eukaryota; Metazoa; Chordata; Mammalia; Carnivora; Felidae. Gene Ontology annotation, cellular component: membrane. Gene Ontology annotation, biological process: G protein-coupled receptor signaling pathway. Gene Ontology annotation, molecular function: olfactory receptor activity. The transcript has a single exon.